Dictyostelium purpureum is the source of this 339-nucleotide messenger RNA. RefSeq lists its product as uncharacterized. The record is from RefSeq and is a predicted model, not a curated record. Gene Ontology annotation, molecular function: protein heterodimerization activity; DNA-binding transcription activator activity, RNA polymerase II-specific. NCBI's taxonomy places the organism in Eukaryota, Evosea, Eumycetozoa, Dictyosteliales, Dictyosteliaceae. The transcript has 2 exons. Gene Ontology annotation, cellular component: nucleus; CCAAT-binding factor complex. Gene Ontology annotation, biological process: regulation of DNA-templated transcription. The annotation marks the transcript as partial.
CAAUUUCAAUCACAUUUAGAUGCAAAAUUAACAAACUUUUGGUCAACUCAGGUCAAGGAUAUUAAUAAAACUGAUGAUUUUAAAAACCACGAAUUACCAUUAGCAAGAAUUAAGAAAAUAAUGAAAUCUGAUAAAGAUGUUAAUAAAAUUUCAUCAGAAGCUCCCAUAUUAUUUGCUAAAGCUUGUGAAAUUUUAAUAUUAGAAAUGACCCACAGAUCAUGGAUUCAUACUGAAUUAAAUAAAAGGAGAACAUUACAAAGAACCGAUAUCAUAAACUCGUUAUCAAAAUGUGAAACAUUUGAUUUCUUAAUAGAUAUGUUACCAAGAGAAGAAAUCAAA